Messenger RNA from Vitrella brassicaformis, 1520 nucleotides. The record is from the annotation of a GenBank genome assembly. NCBI's taxonomy places the organism in Eukaryota, Vitrellaceae.
GGCCGCUUUGAUGUCCAUCACACACACGCAUACGAGAAUGGCUGCAGGCGCGACUGACUUAAUAAUAAAGGGCAUCCAUCAAUAGAUACAUCGACAUCGAUCAUGUCAUGCACACGUGUCUGCAAUGCAAUGCAAUCCACGUUUAUCCAUCGAUCAUGCAACUCACCGGCAACCGUCCAGUGGAUGGCGCAAAUAACCCAGAAAUCAUCACGACAACUUUACUACCAGCAAAGAGGACAGACGCACAGACGGCCCAGCAAGUGCGACAGCCCCCGCCCCGCCACACCGAUCAUCACACAAAGUGACACAACCGAGAAAGUGAGUACUCAGACACGUCAGUCGGUCAGAACAGUCCACCCAUGGGCCAUGGAUCAAUGCAUGGAUGGAUGGGUCAGUCAGGCAGUCGAUGCGACCGUCGUGACUGUCGCAUCAUCUCCGCCGUCGUCCUCGGGGUCCUGGGCGUUGGUGGCCUUGCCCACCACACUCACAGACACAGCCGGAGUCGCCUGAUGCAAAUGGCCCGCUGACGGGCGAAUUGCCCGGGCAGCCGCACGGCGAUUCGCCUCUCUCCGCGAUGCAGCGACACACCACCACAGCAGUGACACCAGUGCGCCCAGAGGCCCACACGACCAGCAGAUCAUCCAGUAGGGGGGAAAGGCGGCGGGGCAGCGGGCUCCCUCCAGGCUGCUGUUGGAUUCAUCGAAGCACAUCUUAAAGUCGGUGAGGCUCAGCCACACACUGAGGGUCACAAUGGGCAGACAGAAAGCCUCCGUGAAAAGGCUCGCGCCGAUGAUGUCCCAGGGAAAAGGCGACCGACCACAGACAGCCGCUGCCAAGAAGAUGCCGCCAACGAUAGCCACCGCCGGGAGGACCCCGCCAAUGGCGACGGAGACAAAGGUGCCCGCCUUCCUGUACUCUCGCCACAUGGCAGCUGCCUUGCCGUCGCCCUUCGCCGUACUGUGAUCGACAAGGAAGCUGUAGGACGCCCAGCACUCACAGGUCUUGUUAUUUCCAGGGACCCGGGGACCGGAAUCCAGCCGGGGGAAGCACUCCUGGAAUUCCUGCCGCCCAAAGGGCGACGAGAUGGCAUGCGGUCUGCAUCGAACGGUGCCGUUGUUGCCGACGAUCUCCAGCGUUAGCCGAUACGCAUACAGCCCACAGCGUUGCUUUACCUCCGCAUAUCCAUCUUCCAGGAAGACUCGCUGGUGGGAUUCUCGCCAGCCCGGCAUCAAGACGGUCGUGAUAAUCAUCAGCACCACAAAGAUGGGAGCGAAACACGUGAGGACCCUCUUGUCCUGGUAGGCAAAAUACCAGCCGUCGCAGCGGCAGUCGCCGGGAGCACACACAACGUCCACCGCCUUGUCCCACGCGGUAGCCAUCCUGUGUGCACACACAGACGCACCCAACUCAUUGUGUAUGGGAUGUCCAUCCUCCGUUGCUUGCCUGCACUUGGGGCAGCGGUGCACGCGGAGAGCGAUGCCGGCGGGAGGAAAUGCUGUUUUUGAGAGAAGAGAAAAAAG